CUUUGCUGUUAGCCCUCCCAGGGGCAGGAGGAACCAAGGCUGGGGCCAGAAGUCCUCAGUCCUGGGGCGACAGUGAAAGGGUCUUGGGGGGGCACUGACUCCCCUACAACUCCUUCUUCGUAGGGACUAUUGGCAGCAGCAGAAAACCAAUCAGGAAAAUGAAGACCUUCUGGAAAAUUCCAGUUUUCUUCUUUGUAUGCAGUUUCCUGGGACCCUGGGCAUCUGCCACUGUCGUCAAGCGUCGCCCAAGGUUUCCUGUCAAUUCAAUUUCUAAUGGUGAAAAUGAACUCUGUCCAAAAGUCAGGAUUGGCCAGGAUGAUUUACCAGGGUUUGACUUAAUUUCGCAGUUCCAGGUAGAUAAAGCGGCAUCUACAAGAGCUAUCCAAAGGAUAGUAGGAUCGACUGCAUUACAAGUGGCUUACAAGUUGGGAACUAAUGUAGACUUUAGGAUUCCAACCAGGCAUUUAUAUCCCAGUGGACUGCCUGAAGAAUACUCCUUUCUAACCACUUUUCGGAUGACUGGAAGCACACUUGAAAAGAGCUGGAACAUUUGGCAGAUUCAGGAUUCCUCAGGGAAGGAACAAGUUGGUGUGAAGAUUAACGGCCGAACAAAAUCGGUUGCAUUUUCAUACAAGGGACUGGAUGGAAGCCUCCAGUCCGCAGACUUUUCAAAUUUGCCCUCCUUGUUUGACUCCCAGUGGCAUAAGAUCAUGAUUGGUGUAGAAAGGAGCAGUGCUACACUUUUUGUUGACUGCAACAGGAUCGAAUCCUUACCUAUAAAACCAAGAGGCCAAAUCAAUGUCGAUGGCUUCGCUGUGCUGGGAAAACUUGCAGAUAAUGCUCAAGUGUCUGUUCCGUUUGAACUUCAAUGGAUGCUUAUCCAUUGUGAUCCACUUCGACCCAGCCGAGAAACUUGCCACGAGCUGCCAGCCAGGAUAACGCCCAGCCAGACACCCGACCAGAGAGGUCCCCCUGGCGAGCAGGGUCCCCCCGGGCCUCCGGGCCCCCCUGGAGUUCCCGGCAUCGAUGGCAUCGACGGUGACCGAGGUCCAAAGGGUCCCCCUGGCCCCCCGGGUCCUCCGGGAGAACCUGGAAAGCCGGGAGCUUCUGGAAAGCCUGGCACGCCGGGGGCUGACGGAUUAACAGGACCUGAUGGAUCCCCUGGAUCUGUUGGACCAAGAGGACAAAAAGGAGAACCUGGUGUACCGGGAUCUCGUGGAUUUCCAGGCCGUGGUAUUCCUGGACCCCCUGGUCCACCUGGGGGAGCAGGUCUCCCUGGAGAGCUCGGACGUGUUGGACCAAUUGGUGACCCUGGGAGAAGAGGACCACCUGGCCCCCCUGGACCUCCAGGACCCAGUGGAUCGAUUGGCUUUCAUGAUGGAGACCCAUUGUGUCCCAAUGCCUGUCCCCCGGGUCGCUCAGGAUAUCCAGGCAUACCCGGCAUGAGGGGUCAUAAAGGGGCUAAAGGAGAAAUUGGUGAACCUGGAAGACAAGGUCACAAGGGUGAAGAAGGUGAACAGGGAGGACCAGGAGAAGUUGGAGCUCAAGGACCUCCAGGAACUCAAGGAUUGAGAGGCAUCACCGGCAUAGUUGGGGAAAAGGGAGAAAAAGGUGCUCGGGGCUUCGAUGGAGAACCUGGGCCUCGAGGUAUUCCUGGUGCACCUGGCGAUCAAGGACAGCGAGGACCUCCAGGAGAAGCGGGUCCCAAGGGAGAUAGAGGGGCUCAAGGUUCUAGAGGAAUUCCUGGCCUCCCUGGAUCCAAAGGAGACACGGGCUUGCCAGGUGUGGAUGGCCGUGACGGGAUUCCUGGAAUGCCCGGGACAAAGGGUGAACCAGGGAAACCUGGGCCUCCUGGUGAUGUAGGAUUGCAGGGAUUACCUGGUGUGCCUGGAAUUCCUGGUGCAAAGGGUAUUGCCGGUGAAAAGGGUAACAGCGGUGCUCCAGGGAAACCUGGCCAACUGGGGAAUUCAGGAAAACCGGGCCAGCAGGGGCCACCAGGAGAGGUGGGACCCCGAGGACCCCGGGGGCUUCCUGGUAGUAGAGGAGAAGUAGGACCUGUGGGACCCCCAGGCCUCCCAGGUAAACUGGGUUCUCCUGGCAGUCCUGGCCUCCCUGGCUUGCCCGGGCCCCCCGGCCUUCCUGGGAUGAAAGGUGACAGGGGUGUGGUUGGUGAACCUGGUCCAAAGGGUGAACAGGGUGCCUCUGGUGAAGAAGGUGAAGCAGGAGAAAGGGGUGAACUAGGAGAUAUAGGAUUACCUGGCCCAAAGGGAACUGCGGGUAACCCUGGGGAGCCUGGCUUGAGGGGACCUGAAGGAGGCCGGGGACUUCCUGGAGAGGAAGGACCAAAAGGACCGCCCGGACCACGGGGCGUGCAGGGAGAACAGGGGGCCACUGGCCUGCCUGGGAUCCAGGGCCCUGCGGGUAGAGCGCCCACGGAUCAGCACAUAAAGCAGGUCUGCAUGAGAGUCAUGCAAGAGCAUCUUGCUGAGAUGGCUGCUAGUCUCAAGCGUCCAGACUCCGGAGCUUCCGGCCUCCCUGGUCGGCCUGGCCUCCCUGGUCCCCCGGGACCCCCUGGAGAGAAUGGCUUCCCGGGCCAGAUGGGAAUUCGCGGCCUCCCAGGCAUUAAAGGCCCCCCUGGUGCUCUUGGUUUGAGGGGGCCUAAAGGUGACUUGGGAGAAAAAGGGGAACGUGGCCCUCCAGGAAGAGGUGCGAAGGGUCUGCCCGGAGCUACAGGUCUCCCAGGUGAUCCAGGUCCUGCUAGCUUUGGAAGGAAUGGCCGGGAUGGCGAGCGAGGCCCUCCGGGGGUGGCAGGGAUUCCUGGUGUGCCCGGCCCCCCGGGCCCUCCUGGCCCCCCUGGUUUCUGCGAGCCAGCCUCCUGCACCUUGCAGGCUGGUCAGCGAGCCUUCAGCAAAGGGCCAGAUCAGUGAGAGGCUCAGCGCUGCACAGCUGUCCGCAUAACCACCCCUGGCAAAGGCGCUUGGAGGAAAGGGACCACCCGAAGCUGGGGCAAGAGACGACAGUGUAUCACCUUCAACAUUAUGACAGAAGUCCUACUUGACAAGCAGAUUUAGAACAAUGGUGCUAUUCAAUAAAUCCUCUUUCCUUUCCCUGGGAGGAGAGACAGCAGAGUCAUUGGUAAAAACAAACAAAACCUCCCUUUAAAUAAAUUUAUAAUCCUGUUCCCAGGAUCUUGAAGUUAGAGUGCUAUACAUACGUGAUUAUGUUGUGGGCCACUGUGCCGAUCAACAGCAACAACUGUUUGGUUUACCUCAGUUGCAGUAGUUAUUUUCAUUUGUAUUUAGAUGUUUUCAGAUUAUUGUUUGGCUAUACAGAGGAUUACAGACUAGUUAGGAAGAAACCCACUGCAGCCCAUAGAAACGGUGCUUAAAGUCCCCAUCAAUGUGCUCUUUCUGAAGUGGCAAGAAGGUUCUGUGCCACGUGGAAUAAUUUCCUCACAGCACAUGUUGGUUUCCAUGGUCAGCCUGAAUUCUUGUUGAACUGUACUGUACCCCAAAUCUAUUAAUAUUUUGAGCUCUUCUAUGUGAAAGUAAAGAAGGAAUUUAAUAUCCUGUCAUGCGUAAGAUUUAUUGAUGAGAUUAUUUAUUUUAAGGGUUUGAGGUAACGUCUCUGGUUGUACCCAAGAAGAAAUAAAUAUGGUUUCUUAA
Molecule: messenger RNA, 3665 nt
Organism: Molossus molossus (Pallas's mastiff bat)
Lineage: Eukaryota; Metazoa; Chordata; Mammalia; Chiroptera; Molossidae
Gene: COL9A1
Product: collagen type IX alpha 1 chain
Exons: 38
Coding region: 159-2927 (922 amino acids)
Source: RefSeq, a predicted model, not a curated record